Molecule: messenger RNA, 3561 nt
Organism: Colletotrichum phormii
Lineage: Eukaryota; Fungi; Ascomycota; Sordariomycetes; Glomerellales; Glomerellaceae
Product: linoleate diol synthase
Exons: 5
Coding region: 1-3561 (1186 amino acids)
Biological process (GO): response to oxidative stress
Molecular function (GO): oxidoreductase activity, acting on paired donors, with incorporation or reduction of molecular oxygen; heme binding; monooxygenase activity
Source: RefSeq, a predicted model, not a curated record
AUGUCUCAAGCUCAGGAGCAAUUCCCCAAGCACCAGCCCCUCCUCACCGAGGUGUCGGAGAAGUUGACGGCAGUCCGCGAUUUCGUUCACAAGUCCAUUUCCGCAGUCCCGCCGCACCCUGAGCCAACUCCAGGUGCCACUGCGCAGGAGGCUGACCCCACAAACCUUUUGCAAGAUAUCAAGAAGCUCGGAUUUCAUGACUUUGAAACCUUGGCCGAGUUCGGCAUCACUGCUGUGCAAGGCAAGAUCGACGACAACAAGUUGCUCUUGGAGAACCUCAUCCAGCUUUUCGCCAAGCUGCCUCGCGGCACCGUCAAGGGCAAGAAGCUCGAGUAUGGCUUGAUUAACCAACUUUGGAAUGGCAUCGACCACCCGCCCAUGACGACCCUGAAUGAGAAGUUCAAGUAUCGUGCAGCAGACGGCUCUGACAACAACAUUCACAGCCCAUUGAUGGGCGCAGCUAACACAGCAUAUGCUCGGUCCGCUCCGCCAAUAACCUAUCAGACUCCCAAUCAGCCUGAUCCCAGCCUACUCUUUGACAUGCUCUUUGCCAGAGGCGAGGAGUUCAAGCCUCAUCCCAACAAGAUCUCAAGCUUCCUCUUUUACCUGGCUACCAUCAUCACUCAUGAUAUCUUCCAAACUGACGGCCUCAGUGGCAUCAACAAGACAUCAUCCUACCUCGAUCUUUCUCCCCUCUAUGGCCGCAACCAAUCGGAGCAAGAUCAAGUCAGAACAAAGCUGGACGGCAGACUGAAGCCUGACUCGUUCUCCUCCAAGAGAGUUCUUGGCUUCCCUCCCGGUGUCGGUGUCCUUCUCAUGAUGUUCAACCGCUUCCACAACUACAUUGUCACACAGCUUGCAAGUAUCAAUGAGAACAACCGCUUCAACAGACCCCCUGGCGAUGCCAUCGACCCCAAGGCUGAGGCUCCGAAGAAGCCGGAACAGAGGGUCAAGGAAGGGGAGCCAGAGUACCCGAAGUAUCUCGAAUCCCAAGAGUACAAGGACUACUUGGAAACCCCUGAGUACAAGCAGUGGAACCGUUGGAAUGCUUGGGUCAAGUUCGACAAUGACCUUUUCCAAACGGCGCGUCUCAUCACUUGCGGUCUCUACGUCAGCAUCGUCCUCCGCGACUACGUCCGUACCAUCUUGAACAUGAACCGCUCACCUUCCAGCUGGGCUCUGGAUCCCCGCACCAACGAGGGCAAGAGCAUCCUCAGAGCCGAGACCCCCGAGGGUACCGGAAACCAGGUCUCAGUGGAGUUUAACCUCAUCUACAGAUGGCAUUGCACCAUCUCUCCCAAGGACGCCAAGUGGACCGAAAAGGCGUUCCGCGAGCAACUCAAGAUCGAGGGAGAUACCAGCAACCCCCCCAAGGAAGUCAAGGACUUUACUCUCGUUGAGUUCGGCCACGCUGUGAGGGACUGGGAGAAGCGCAUCAGUGAUGACCCGGUCAAGCGUGACUUCGCCGGCCUGAAGCGUGGCAAGGAUGGUGCCUUCCGCGAAGAGGAUUUGGUCAAGAUCUUCAAGGAGUCCGUCGAAGAUGUUGCUGGCUCUUACGGGGCCAACAGAAUCCCGGAGAUCAUGAAGCCGAUUGAGGUGCUCGGUAUGAUGAACGCACGAAAGUGGAAUGUCGCCACCCUUAACGAAUUCCGUGAUCACUUUGGCCUCACCAGACAUCCGACAUUUGAGGACAUCAACCCGGACAAGGAAGUCGUCAAGAAGCUGAGAUACCUCUAUGGCACUCCAGACCAGGUUGAGUUGUACCCUGGAUUGGUCGCUGAGAAGGCCAAGGAGCCCAUGGCCCCGGGAAGUGGAUUGUGUGGCGGCUUCACCAUGACCAGAGCUAUCUUGUCUGAUGCCGUUGCCCUGGUUCGUGGCGACCGAUUCUACACCGUUGACUACACGCCAAAGAACCUGACCAACUGGGGAUUCAACCAAUGCAGCUACGACCUUAACGUCGACCAGAGCCAUGUCCUGUACAAGCUGGUGUACCGCGCUUUCCCCAACUCGUUUGAGCAGAACAGCGUUUACGCCCACUUCCCCCUCACGGUGCCCUCUGAGAACAAGAAGAUCCUCGAGGGCAUCAACAGAGACUAUCUCUACUCCUGGAAGGAACCGGUCACUAAGCGCAACAUGAUUCCCAUCUUCUCCCACAAGGCUGUCAGCGAGAUUCUGUACAACCAGUCAGACUUCAAGGUUGUCUGGGGCGAAGCCAUCCGUCACCUGGUCGCGCAGCCUGGCAAGGACUACGGCAAGGACUUUUGCCUGGCUGGUGAUGGCAAGGCCAACACGCAGAACCGCACUCAGGUUAGGAAGGCUUUGAUCACGGGCCCUUGGGAGAAGGAAGUUUUCAAGUGGUACACCCACAUGACGCCUCGUUUGCUGAAGCAGAACAGCUUUCCCAUCAGGAAGGGCGUCAGAGAGGUUGACAUUGUUCGGGACGUCAUCAACCUGACAAACACGCGAUUCAAUGCCGCCCUCUUCCACCUGCCCAUCAAGAACGAGGACUCGCCAUGGGGUGUCUACACUGACCAGGAACUGUACGUGGUUGUUGCCACUCUUUUCCAGUCUGUUUUCUUGGAUGCAGACAUUGGCAAUAGCUUCAAGCUGCGGACGAUUGCGCGCGAGCUCGGCCAAGGCUUGGGCAAGCUUAUGGGCCUUGUCUGCCAGACCAUCUCCAAGGCGGGCUUGAUCACGGACAUUGUCGCCAAGAUCAGAGAGGGAGAAGCCUCGCUUCCCACCUUUGGUAACCAUCUCAUUGAGCGCCUUCUCGCUGACGGUAAGGACAUUGAUGAGGUUGUCUGGGGUACUAUCAUGCCCGUCGUCACCGCCAACGUUACGAACCAGUCGCAGGUCAUGGCGCUUUGCAUCGACUACUACCUUGGCGAGGGCCACGACCACCUGAAGACGCUUUACAAGCUGGCUCAUGAGAACACGCCCGAGGCGGAUGAGAAGUUGAUGAAGUACAUGCUUGAGGGAUGCAGACUCCGUGGUACCGUCGCCGUCUACCGUGAGGCCGUCACCACCCAGGUCAUCACCGAUUACGCUCCUUGCCUCCUUGAUCCCAAUGACCCGACCUCGCGCACACCCAAGGUCAACGACGACAUUGACGGCACCAAGUACGAGGUCAAGAUCCCCAAGGGUACAAAGGUCCUGUGCAACCUGAUGACGGCCGGUCGCGACCCAACCAUCUUUGAGGCCCCCAACGAAGUGCGCCUCGACCGCCCUCUCGAGUCCUACGUCCACUAUGGUCUCGGUCCCCAUUGGUGUGCCGGUAAGGAGAUCAGCCGCGUGGCGCAGACGAGUCUGUUCAAGGAGAUUGUCGGACUCAAGGGACUGAGGAGAGCCGACAAGACGUCUGGCGGAAACGGAGGUCGUGGCAAGCUCAAGAACAUGCCUGCUGGCGCUUGGAAUGGCCAAGUCGGUCUUCCUGUUGGCAGCAAUCAGAACGGCGCCAGCAAGAAGGAUGAGCCCUGGCUGGGCCUGCGCACCUUCAUGACGGCCGACCAGAGCUCGUACUGGCCUGUGCCGACGACCAUGAGGAUCGAAUGGGACGAGUAA